Fukomys damarensis (Damara mole-rat) is the source of this 936-nucleotide messenger RNA. Its product is annotated as olfactory receptor 5L1. Bases 1 to 936 code for a protein of 311 amino acids. Gene Ontology annotation, biological process: sensory perception of smell; G protein-coupled receptor signaling pathway. NCBI's taxonomy places the organism in Eukaryota, Metazoa, Chordata, Mammalia, Rodentia, Bathyergidae. Gene Ontology annotation, cellular component: membrane. Gene Ontology annotation, molecular function: odorant binding; olfactory receptor activity; G protein-coupled receptor activity. The record is from RefSeq and is a predicted model, not a curated record. The transcript has a single exon.
AUGGGAGAAGCAAAUUGCACCGUGGUCAGCGAGUUCAUCCUCCUGGGCCUCUCUGACGUCCCUGAGAUGAGACUCUUCCUCUCCCUGCUUUUCCUUCUCAUCUAUUCGGUCACCGUCUUGGCCAACCUGGGCAUGACGGCACUGAUUCAGGUCAGCCCCCGACUCCACACCCCCAUGUACUUCUUCCUCAGCCACCUGUCCUUCGUAGAUUUCUGCUACUCCUCAGUCAUCGUGCCAAAGAUGCUGGCCAGUGUCUUAAACAGCGACAAAACCAUCUCCUUGCUGGCAUGCAGAAUACAAUUCUUUUUGUUUUGCACCUGUGUGGUCAGUGAGGUCUUCUUACUGGCCGUGAUGGCCUAUGACCGCUUUGUGGCCAUCUGUCACCCUCUACUGUACACAGUCAUCAUGUCGCGGAGGCUUCAGGUAGAGCUGGUUUUCGUCUGCUACCUCUAUGCAUCCCUGUGUGCGCUCAUUCACCUGUGCUUAGCUGUUGAGGUCCAAUCCUACAGGUCCAAUGUGAUCAACCACUUCUUCUGCGACCUGCCCCCUCUCCUGAGUCUUGCUUGUUCUGAUGUCACCGUGAAUGAGGUGCUGCUGUUCGUUGUGGCUACGUUAAAUGAGUCCAGCACCAUCAUCAUCAUCUUCACCACCUACUCCUUCAUUCUCAUCACCAUCCUGAGGAUGCGCUCAGCAGAGGGAAGGCACAAAGCAUUUUCCACCUGCACCUCCCACCUCACGGCCAUCACUGUCUUCCAUGGAACAAUCCUCUCUAUUUACUGCCGGCCAAGCUCAGGCAGCAGUGGCGAUGCUGACAAAGUGGCCACCGUCUUCUACACUGUUGUGAUCCCCAUGCUGAAUCCUCUCAUCUAUAGCCUGAGGAACAAGGAUGUCAAAGAGGCUCUCAGGAGAGUCGUCAGCUCUAAAGUGGAGCACUAG